AAUUAGAGUUUUUGGCGCUAAAAUGGGCAGUCACCUCCAAAUUUAGCGACUACCUGUAUGGUGCAGAAUUUACAGUCAUAACAGAUAGCAAUCCCUUGACGUAUAUACUAACUUCAGCAAAGCUUGAUGCCACUAGUUACCGUUGGCUGUCCAGCUUGUCAACCUACAACUUUAAGUUGCAGUACAGAGCAGGUAGCCAAAAUCAAGAUGCUGACGGGCUUUCCCGACGACCACAUGGUGAGCUCCUAGAUGACAUGGUCUCACAGAAGGAGAGAGAAAGGAUUAAGCAAUUCACGCUCCACCAUCUUGCAGGACCAGGACCCGAGUCAUCGGUUCUCAUGGCAGAUACCAUAAAAGCAAUCUGUGAAAGACAUCAGGUGUUGGGAUUAUCUCAGAAUUCUAGUCCUUCUCACUCUUCACUUACCUUGAUUGAAUCUCUUACAAAUGAUGAGGAUGCUCUGCCGAACGAGUUCCAACAUGAAGAUAGACAUGGUCUUCCAGAUCUUCCUCACCUUUCAGAAGCUUCCUUAGUAGACCUACAGAGGAAGGAUCCAGAAAUAAGAACCGUUAUUAAAGAGUUGGAGAAAGGCAAGAAACCUUGUAACCUGAGGAAUCAACCACCUACCAUGAAUUUGUGGUUUAAAGAGUGGAACAGACUUGAGCUGAGAAAUGGAGUGCUCUUUAGAAGGAGACAGGAGAGUGGAGCCUCUCAUUACCAGUUAGCACUGCCCACCGCAUUGAGAGACAUGGUGUUGAAAAGCCUUCAUGAUGACAUGGGUCACCUCGGUAUUGACAGGACCUUGGAUCUCGUCAGGUCAAGAUUCUUCUGGCCGAAAAUGUCACAGGCAGUGGAAGGAAAAAUUAAAACUUGUGAACGCUGUGUCCGUAGAAAAACACCCCCAGAAAGAGCAGCUCCUUUGGUAAACAUCCAAACUAGCAGACCCUUAGAGCUGGUAUGCAUAGACUUUCUGUCGCUGGAGCCAGACCAAAGCAACACCAAAAACAUACUGGUUAUCACGGACCACUUCACAAAAUACGCUGUUGCGAUACCAACUCGGAACCAAACUGCUCAAACUGUUGCUAAGAGUUUAUGGGACCAUUUCUUGGUGCACUAUGGGUUUCCAGAGAAACUACAUAGUGAUCAAGGGGCUGACUUCGAGUCACAUACCAUAAAGGAGUUGUGUAAGGUCGCAGGAAUUCACAAGAUAAGGACUACCCCAUACCACCCACGGGGCAAUCCAGUGGAACGAUUUAAUCGUACUCUUCUACAGAUGCUGGGGACACUGGAAAAUGAAAAGAAAUCUCGCUGGAAAGAGUUCGUAAAGCCUCUAGUGCAUGCAUACAACUGUACCCGAAAUGACACCACUGGGUACACUCCUUACGAGCUCAUGUUCGGACGACAGCCCCGCCUGCCUGUUGAUCUGGCUUUUGGAUUGCCAACGGACACCCCCACCAAGUCGCACUCUCAAUACGUGCAGGACCUAAAGAACCGGUUGCGUGAAAGCUACGAGGUAGCUGUUAAAAAUGCUGGAAAGGUAGCUGAGCGUAAUAAAAGAAGAUUUGACAAUCGUGUGGUUGCUUCCACAUUGGAGGAAGGAGACCGAGUUCUUGUAAGGAAUGUGCGGUUGAGAGGAAAGCACAAACUGGCUGAUAAGUGGGAACAGGAUGUCCAUGUUGUUGUCAGACAAGUCAAAGAUCUGCCAGUAUACACAGUCCAAUCAGAGAGAGGGAAUGGUCCUCUUCGGACCUUGCAUCGAGAUCUAUUGCUGCCAUGCGGGUUUUUGCGACCAAGCAAUCCCGAAGAACAACCAAAGCAGAAAGUUCGAAAGCCAAGAACCAGAGCUUCUCAUGAUAAUGAAGGGAAACAAGAAUCAGAGUUUGCUUCUGAAUGUUCACAAUCUGAGGAUGAACAAACUCCAUGUUAUGUACCUGGGAGAAUAUUGGGCUCUGAAACACAAAUCAUUACAGGCCUUGAGCACUUACCUGUCCAGAAACCUGUGGAAAGAAAUCCUGAAGAACCUUUAUUGACGUACUUACCUGUCCGGGAACCUGUGGAGAAAACUGUUAAUGAACCUAUAGGAGUGGAAACAUGUGUGGAUGAGGUUGAAUCAAAUUGCACCAACCCAGAAAUUACUGUGGAGCAAAUAUCAGAACCAGAACAAUCCUCUAUGUCCCUGAAUGAAUACCCUACUCAAGUUCAAACAGCACCUAUUAAUUCUGAAUCAGAAAGUGAAGAGAGAAAUCUGACUUCAAAUGAAACAAGCCACACUCGAGACACUGAAAACAAAGAAAGGAGAACUGAACCUGAAAACAAUGUUGGCCCCAGACGCUCAGAGAGAGAGCGACGCCCCCCUAAGAAAUUUGAAUACCCCCAGUUAGGGAAUCCACUUACCUUAGUGAUUCAGUCCUUGUUACAGGGUCUAAAUGAAGCUUUUAGUUCUUCUUUAGAAGAGUCAGCCGUAGCCCCCAUAGUCCACUUAUAAAUGCAACGGGACGUGCAUAUGUUCCAGAGGGGAGAGUGUAACCUAGGUUACUAUAGCUCAUGCCAAACCUAAAAAAAAAGGAGAAAAGAGAGAAAAUAAUUUAAAAUUCACAAAUAAUUUUGUAUUUAUUUAUUUUAAUAUAUAAAGAGUUAAAUAUUGUUGAACGAAUGUAGAAAGUGUCACAAAUUGAAAAAACGAAUUAAAUUAAACAAUUCGGAAUAGCUCCGCCCCCAGAGUGUUGCAUCAUCUCUAGCGCGGAGCGGAACAGUCAGUCUCUCGUAACAGAGCGAGGUGAAAUGGCCGCUUGAGCAGUGAUGCACGUCAAUCGCAGUUCUAAAGUUAAGAAAGUAAGUGAGUGUUAUUAGAUUAAUUAUUGAAACGCAUAGUUUAAAGCAUCAGUAUGAAGGAAAUGUUAUUUAAAUAGUUUUAAUUGCGUUUGUGUUGACUCUAAGGAUUAAAAGAGAAGUUGAGCUGAUUCGUCUGGUAAAACUGAUUCCCUUGAUACAUCGAAAUCGUUUCUGAUUGUUGUCGAUUUAUUUUUGGUAAGUGAGCUCAUAAAUCCUCCCUAUUUAGCUAUAUGAUUUGUGUAUUUUCAAUCUUUUGUGGAGUUGAGUGUUCUUAAAUAAUACUGUGAUGUAUAUAUCUCGUGAAAUAUGUUGAUAAAUGAGUUUAUAUGUAAAUUUAUCACUUAAAUAUGCUGUUGAUCUGCUGUUUACAAAUGUUUAUAUCAAUUUUCUAACUUUGUGAGUGUGACAAGUGUAACGUAGCUCACGUGGAGUUUUUGCUAACCAUGCGGGCCACGUGCUACGAGCUAAUUGAGUGCACAUUCGUCACUUUAUGACAUUAUUCUUCAUUAAUAGUUAUAUUUCUGUUGAAAUAUAUGAAAAAAGAGAAGAAUGUGUUAAAAUGUGUAAAAUGUGUAGCAUUUUAAAGCAUUUAAUGUGUUGAAAGUGAUCAUUUGAAAUAUUAAUGUUGUUGUAUGAAAAUUAAUUGUGAUUUUCUGCCUUGUUUUUGCAAGGUUGGGUUUUUUUUUCUUCCUCUCUUUUGUUUUCCCUCUCCAUCAUCUUGUUCCUGGUCCUUUUACAUCUCUCUGGAAACUGAACGAGGAUUCGUUCAGAACCGUUUCUGCCAACAACGAGUAGUGCUCAGUAUUGGUGGAGACUGGCGAGCCAACCUGGUUUUCUCGAGCUUGUAUAUUUGAUUGUUUCUUCAAAGUGGUAGGAUCUCACUUAUUCUGUGAACAAGAACUGUGUUUUCCCUUUUGCAUUUUUUCAUCUUGGAACUGUGUGUUUGCGCUCCUUACACUAACUGAACAUUGAAACAGGAGUACGAAGGAACACUGAGUUAAACUCUUGUUAAGUUGCUUGAGUUUAUUCCAAAGACAUUCCAGUCGGUUGAAAAGGACUCUGAUUCUGUGUCAUUUUGCACUUUAUUGGGCAUUGUUUCUGCUGUUAUUUUGUUUUUUUUUUGUUUUAUUCGUUCUCUUCUAUUGAAGCUGUUCUGAAAAGAGAGCACAAGUUGCUAUGAAGCUGUGAUUUGUGUAAAUGGGUCAUACCAUCUGUUUGUAAAAGAAAAGUGUGUUCAAAGGUAUACAGCUAACCAAACCAAGCUAGAAAAUUGAACUGAGUGAAUUAGGAAUACUAAAGUUAAUUAAAUAAUAGAACAAAAUAAAUAACUAAAUUCAUAGUAGCAAAUUAAAUAUACUAAAUACAUAAAUAUUUUAUACAUAACUAAGGAAAUAAAUAACACACAAAGAGUCAAUAACUGAACGGUUUCAUUUAAAGGAGUUUAUUAACAAAGGGGUGUUAUUUUGAAAUACAUUGUUGUUUCAUUCA
This is a messenger RNA of Misgurnus anguillicaudatus (oriental weatherfish), 4318 nucleotides long. Lineage: Eukaryota; Metazoa; Chordata; Actinopteri; Cypriniformes; Cobitidae. The record is from RefSeq and is a predicted model, not a curated record.